CAGCCAAUGGCGCGCCACGUAAUCGUGACGACGGUCAAGUAAACAAUAUUUUGGACCAAUCAUUUUAUUUAUAAGAAAAGGCUUCGGAGUUUAAAUUGUCUUUAACGUGUUCUUCGAAUUUCGACUUUUUAAUUUAAUCCGACGAAAGUUAUAAAAAAUUAGAGAAUCAUCUCAAGAUUUUUCAAGAGCAUUGAUGAAUCAAUUCAACCCAAAAGAAGAAUUUACAUAUACGAAAGUAGAUACUGGUCAGAUUGAACACAUAAGAGAAACUACUCUUCUGCAUGAUUUAACUCAACAUAAAGAACUGAUUAAAAAUAAUACAGAAAAUUCUCCUCUGAAGGAGCUUCAUUCAUUGUUCGUUCAGAAUCUUAAUAUAACCGAGAUUUUUGCUCCGACAAAAUCAAAUAGAAAAGAUUUAGAUUAUAAAAGUGCAGAAACUUUUAAAAUUUCUUCAGUAUUGCAAUGUGAAAAUAAUGUAAAUAAUCCCAAAGAAGUCGAAUUUAAAAACAAGUUUCCUUCUGCUUCUUCCGAAAUGGUUGGUUUGGCAAGAACCUAUUCGUUGCAAAGAUCGAAAUCGACCACUGACAAAUGUUUGAUAAGAAACAAAGACAAAACAGACCAUUCUGUGGCAGAAACUCCAUCGGUCGCUCAAGGUUUUAUUUGUCCCAAUUAUUUACAUAAAGGAACAAAGAUUAGGGAAAAUACGGGCAAAGAUAAAGACAAAAAUCUCGAUUUAUUAGAUUCCAAUAUAAUAAACGAAUCAAAAGAUCAUUCUGCCAAUGACUUCUUAAAAGACGUCAUAGCUUAUGUAGAAGUCAGGUCUGGUCGCGAAAAUAGGUCGAAAGUGGUAGAGAAUCGGCUCCAACAGAUGGGUGCCAAAAUAGUUCCACGUAUCCGUAAAUCGACCACCCACGUUAUAUUCAAGGAAGGUAGAAAAAGCACGAGAGACAUAGCGGUAAAAAAAGGAAUACAUCUCGUAUCCGUGUUGUGGGUCGAAAGUUGUAGACAACGUAAAUGUCACGUUCCUGAAUCGGAAUAUCCAGCCAAUAUUCCAGAAGUUUAUGAUACUCCAUUAUUUGGUAACAAAUUUCAAAAAUUAAAUUAUAUGCAAUCAAAAGAUUUUGAUGCUAAAGUUGCCAGAAGUUUAGAAAGAUUUGAAAAAGUCCUCAUGCGAGCUCAGAGAAACAACGAACGGUUUAAAACUGAAGGUUCUUUUAUUGAAAGUGAAGCUUGCUGUUCAACAAAGAAGGAAUGUGCACGGUGUGAUGCCAAUAAUGGAGAUGUGAAUUGUUUAAAAUGCAGAUUAUUUUAUUCGUUACCAAAAGAUAUCAAAACUAACUCUCAAAAUACAGAAUUGAAUAAUGAAGCAGAUAAUAAAAAUGAAGAACAGAAAAAUAAAACUGCAAAAAGAAGAAGAAAGUUAUUUUCGGAGUUAAAUGGACCUCCAAAAUGGAUUACCCAAUCUCCGGAUGUUUCGGAGAACCGUGAUGUUUUCCCGACGUCAGGAAAAGUUAACGAAGCCCAGUUAUCGUCCGUUCGACGUAAUGAGAUGGAUGAAUCUGAUAAAUUUGAAGAAUCUCCUUUUGUAAAAGUUUCAAAAUAUUCCCGCUGCAGUUUGGAUGACUUUAUAAUAAUAAAAAAUAAAAGGAAACUAUGCGCUAAGGAAAAACCUAAAAUCAAUAAAUGUGUUCCCAAAAGACAAUCUGGUGAUCAAAAAUUAGCUGAUGAUAGUGUAUCUUCUCGUAGUCUAGUUCUUACGGGUUUUCAGCAAAGAGAUCAAGAAACUCUAAUUCCGAUUGCUAAGUCUUUGGGAGGAUUUUGCAUAAUUCCGCAAGUGAACGAUACCACUACGCACGUCAUCUGCGCAGACAAUCGUCGAACUUUAAAUGUUUUAUUUGGAAUAGUAAGAGGUUGUUGGCUUUUAUCUUCAGACUGGGUUUUUGAGUCAAUGGAAUCGGGAAACUGGUUGAACGAAGAGCCUUACGAGUUGAGUGAAACUUUUCCCGCUGCACGAGUUAAUCGCAUGCAAAAAGCAAGUAAAGGAGCUGCUUAUCAAAGUCAUUUGUUUCAACACUUAGGAAAUAUAUUUGUAUCUGCGUAUUGUGCUCCUGAAUACAAUAAACUUACAGAACUUAUUACUCUUACUGGAGGAAAGAUUAUAACUUCUUUCCAAAAAUGUCAGACGGUAGUUGGACCAAUGAAACAUUGUGACGAAAGUAAGAACAGAAAUAUAUUACACAUAAAAGAAAAAUGGAUUUUAGAUUGUAUAUCUCAGCAUAAAGUACUACCAUAUGAUAGCUAUAAGUACGAACGCUCUCCUCAUUAAAUCGUCAUCUUGGAGAAUGCCAUUUUAGAAUCCGGAUAUAAAUAGGAAUACGGACUUGAUCUGACUGCUAUUGCCAAGUGCAUCACAAGAGGUAUUUUUAUUUUUUUUUUGUGUGUAUAGAUUUAUCAAGAUAGUCAGAAUUUCAAGUAACUAGUAUAUGGGGUCUUCCAAAAAAAUGCUGCCAUUUUAAAUUAUUGUAUGUAUGCUAAUUAUUAGCUGAGAACAUAAUGAACAUCCAAAUUUCACAUUUGCCCAUUACACUUUCUCAAUGCAUGCACCUCAUCGUGCGGCAUACAUCCAACCAGUACUCACAUUUUUCAUAUACUCUGUCAUCACUCCUCCCAAGACAACCACAAUUCUGCAAUUCCUGCAGAAUUAUUUGUGAUGGAUGACGACAAGUAAUUCAAACUGUAGGGCACAAAAUGCCUUAUGUGUCGCAGAAUCACCAUUUUUGUUUACAGGACUUCCUAAAAGUAGUGGACGACAAGACGUGAAUGGGAGACAAAGCUCGGACUGUUACUCUAUCGAUUGAGGUGCAUCGCAUGCUUCUCAGAUAAUAACUGAUACAAUUACAGUAACUUAGUGGUAGCAUUUAUUUUGGAAGACCCUAUAUAAUCAGGAAAACAUUUAUAUUUAUAUAAAAUGGGCAAAUAUGAGGAAUAAACAUUACAUAAUGCUUUAUUUAAAAUGUACAAAUAAAAAUUUUAGUAAUUUUUGUUGGAAAAUUAUAAGACUAUAGGCCUGUGCUUCUCAAACUUCGUGUUCAUGGAUCAGUUUUUCAUUCCAAUCUCUCUCCGCCACUAUUUUUAUGAAAUUAAAUUAAAAUAAUUAUAAAAUGAAAAGAACAAAGUUCAAGUGCAUAUUUUUAUUUUAGUUUUCAGACUAAAUUAGUAAAAAACCAUACUAUAAUAAAAUUUGGUUCUAGUCAUUUUGAAAGAAUGGAUUUAUAUACCAUUUUUAUAUAAUUUCUCAAGCCGGUGUUGAUCUCUGGUCCAUCCUGGCAUUCACUUAGUGGUUAAAUUAUAAAGAUAAAUGAAAGUUAUUAAAUUAGAAGGCUUUUUAAAAUAGUCUUAUAAAUGUAAUAUAUAAAAUUAUGAAGUUUUAAGUGAAAUCUUUCAUGCCCAGUAGUAAGCUUUUCAAGGAUCAGACCACAGUUCGAAUAGCACUGGUCUAGACAAUUUGUUUUAUAGUAAUGGGUAAUCAUGAAUUCAAUUUUAAUGGUUGUUUUUUAUAUUUUGUAUUGGUAAUAUAAUUCAAUUAUAUGGAAUUGUAUAAAAUUUUGAAAUUUCAAUUU
Molecule: messenger RNA, 3620 nt
Organism: Centruroides sculpturatus (bark scorpion)
Lineage: Eukaryota; Metazoa; Arthropoda; Arachnida; Scorpiones; Buthidae
Product: microcephalin-like
Exons: 13
Coding region: 194-2326 (710 amino acids)
Biological process (GO): mitotic cell cycle
Source: RefSeq, a predicted model, not a curated record